UGGAUGAAAAGGUCGAAAAGCUCGCAGUUAUAAAACGUGGUGCGUGGUGCGCGCCUGAUAUAUAAGAAAAAUUAAGUGAACAGUUACUAAAAUGUAUAUAAAACAGAUAACACUGCAAGGUUUUGCUAGCUACAAAGAACGCACUACCAUAACUUUAGACCAUAAGCAUAAUGUAAUUGUGGGUGCAAAUGGGGCUGGUAAAAGUAAUAUUUUUAGAGCAGUUGAGUUUGUUCUUAGUGCUACAACUGGCAAUGAAACUGAGAAGAUCAAACACCAUUCAUUUGUUAAUCAAAAAGAAACUGCUACCUUUGUGGAGAUAGUACUUGAUAACUCAGAUGCAGUUUUACUUGUAAAGGGUGAUGGUAAUGAUGUUUACAUUAAAAGAUCUAUCACUGAUUCAAAGGACCAAUAUUCUCUGAAUUCUAAAAAUGUUACAAAAACUGAGAUAAUUCAUUUAUUUGAAAGUAUGGGAUUAUCUAGAAAAUAUCCAAAUUACAUCAUCAAGGAAGGACAAGUCAAUAAAAUUGCAACUGGAUCAGAUUCAUAUCGUUUGAAACUAUUAGAAGAAGCUGCAGGAAGCAGACUUGUUGAUGAACAAUUAUCAUCUACCACAAAAGACAUGCAGCAAACUGAAAUGCACGUUGAUGUUGUUGAUGAAUUUUUCCGUAUGUUUCAAAAUCGUGCUCAAAAUCUAGAAAUGUACACUGCAAGUUUGAGGGAAUUGCAAUUAUUAAAGUCUGACCGUAAUGGGAUUUUACAUCAUAUCAAUCACUUUAACAAACAACAAAAAGAGAAUAGAAUUAAAGCGUUAGAACAAAAACGCAUGCAGCUGGAGUGGUCUCAGGAAGGAUUCUGUACAAAAAUCGCAAAAGCUUCGUACAAAGCGCAUGUUAUCAAGAUUGAAUGUGAGGCUUUGGAAAGAGAUUUAAAUAUGAAGAAUUCCUCAAAAGAUGCCUGCAAAGAAAACUUGCAACAACUGAGAACAAAUAGCACCGAUUUUAAACUGCGUAGAGAUGAAAUACAAAGAAAACUUAUAGCAAUUCAAAGUACUGCAGAUGAAAAAGAGCGAAUGAUACAAGAAUCAGAGAAUCUACAAACAGAAAUUAAUAAUAUUGAAGCCGGUUUAGAGGAUACACGACAACAAAACCUCGCAUUGGCUAAAAAUGAGGUUGAAUUGAAAAUUAAAUUGGAAGGCAUGGAGUACCAACGAACAUUUCUACUUGAAAAGCGCAAUAGAAAGGUGCAACAUUCUACUAAAAACGAACGAGACACUGCUAUUCAAGUGGAAUUAGCAGCUAUUGAUAAAUUGAUUGAUGAAUUGAAAGUUGUACAAGAAGAACUAUUAUCUGAACAGCGAACAUUUGAAAAUGAUAUAGAAAACAUGCAAAUGGAAAUUAAUAAUAUGCAGACAGAAAAAGAAGAGUUAGAGAAACGUCUGGAAGAGAUCGACUUGUCGAAUAAGGAAUUGGCAUCAACCGCAGAAAUAUUGUGCGGAGAUAUUUGUGAUCUAACUGCGCAACUUUGCACUCUUCACACAGAACAUGAUAUUUACGUAAAAGAUUUGUCUGCAUUACAAGACUCGCUUCCUUCAUUAAUCGACAGGAAGAUUUUUGUUGGUGCAAAAUCAAUGAAAGAAAUAAUUGACUACUACACUGAUUCGCCGGAAGCAGCUAUAGCUGACUCUUUUCGCGUGGAGGAUUAUCUAGAACGAGUUGUGGAUAAUUUCCGGUGCGAUACACGCUUUUAUCGAGCGAUCGAAGCGGCCAUUGGCAAUCGAUUAUAUUGCCAUAUAUUUGAACAGUCGUCAACGGUUGAAAUCAUCGCGCGAAAACUUGAAGAAGUGGGUUAUUCCGGACGUAUUCCCAUGAUUGCUUUAGACGAUAUUGAACUUCCUCAAAGGAUCGACGAUGAGAAUUUCACCAUGUUAAUUGAUAAUGUUAACUACGAGCCAAAAUUCGAGACUGUAAUGCAAUUGAUUUUCGGUAAUAUUGCUAUUGUAAACGAAAUAUCCGAAGGAAGUUUUGAUGAACUCCUCGGAACUGGUUUAAGUUUUGUUACUCGCGAUGGAUGUUACUUGAGUGCCAAUGGUGGAUUAUACAUACCCAAUAAUUCAAAAGAUACUAGAUCAAAAGUAGACAUUUUCAAGCGUCAAGGUGAAUAUUUGAAAGCAGUUGCAGAAACUGAAUCAUCAAUCAAACAAAUUUACUCUGAUCUUGCAAGUGCUGAAGAGGAGUUAGUAGCUAUCGAAAAACAAUUUGACUUGAAGAAGCACGGCCAAUUACAGGCUAAGAAUGAAAUAUUAACACAGAAUAUUUGUGCACUAAAACGAGAUUUUCGAACUAUUGCUGCCAAUCAAUUAGAAGUUGAAGAUUCAAUUGCCGUUUGCAGAGCAAAUCUAUUGACGUUGGAAUUAAUGAAAAAAUCAUUUGAAAUCGAGUUGAAGGAAGAAAUAUCCACCGAUUUGAGUGAUGAGGAACAGCAGAUGUUAACUGAAUUAAAUGAGCAAAUCACAGAAGUGCAACUGGAGCGUUAUGAGAUUAUCGGACAAAUUGCUGACUUAGAUAUUAAUUUGUCCAAUGAUCGUUGGGAACAUUUUACUGGCAAACUGGAAAAGAUUAAGUUGGAUCUAGAAAACAUAUCGUACGAAGAAAGAAAUCGAAGUGAUUUCGAAGCAAUGAUUGAAGAUUUAGAACACAAACAAAGCACAGUUCAAGAUAUGAUUGACCAGAUGCAGAGAGAGAUUCAAACAAAUAUGGAGGAGGUUGCCAGGUUACAAUUACUAGUGACACAAAUGCAACCCGAGUAUGAAAAGUGGAUGCAAAAUAAACUGGAUUUGGAGGAGAAGUGGCAGCGGCAUUCGUGGGACUUGAAUUUAAUUGCGGCGCAAAUCGAAAAAUUACAUGAAGAGCCGAAGGUGAAUGAACAAAGUGUAGAGGAACUCAAUUCAACAGCAUAUCAGCAUGCAAUUGCAAAGUUUGAUGGUUUGGAAAUAAACGAAUUAAACGCUCAACUAAAACGAAUUGAUACCGUUAUAAAGAAUUUCCCACCUGUGAAUUUUGAGGCCGCAAACCAACUAGGUAAAAUAACAGAAGCAAUUAAAGAUUUUUCAUCCACUGCCGAUUCACUUCGAAGGGGAAAUACUCAAAUUGAGAACAUAAUUACCAUCGUCAGAGACCAAAAACCGAUAGUAAUUCAACGUUCAUUCGACAAAAUGUCAAACCACUUCGCUACUACUUUUAAAAAAUUGGUACCAACAGGCAGAGGUAGUUUAAUCCUGAUUAAACAAAAUGGCGACGAAGACGAGCUUAGCCGUGACACUGAAUCCUCCGAUUCGCAGGGUGUGUAUACUGGAAUUUCCAUUAAAGUUAGUUUUAAUGAAGAUGAAAACGACGUCGAUAUGAUGCGGCUCUCCGGUGGGCAGAAGCAUCUCGUCGCGGUAGCGUUUGUCUUAUCAUUGCAAGUUCUUGCACCAGCGCCAUUUUAUUUGUUAGAUGAAAUCGACCACGCCCUUGAUGCGCAAUAUCGUGCGACAUUAGCGGAUGUAAUUCAUGAAUUAUCCGAACAUGCGCAGUUUAUCAUGAGUUCUUUCUGGCCGGAACAAAUGAAAUAUGCCAAUGUAUUCUUUGGCGUUAAAAGCGCACGUAAAGUAAGCAACGUGAAGCGUAUAACGCGCGAAGAGGCCGAACAGUUUGUGAAACAGCACUAAGUCAAUAAGUUUAUGUUUAAUUUUACUCGUUUGUUUCGAUUAAGACUGAUACAAGUACACUUUGGGUUUCGAAUACAACAGAUCAGUCUCGUUUUUUGUUUGUUUGUAAAAAUCAGCGAAAUAAAAUCAACUAAAAGUAA
Messenger RNA from Dalotia coriaria, 3846 nucleotides. RefSeq names its product structural maintenance of chromosomes protein 3-like. The transcript has 7 exons. The record is from RefSeq and is a predicted model, not a curated record. Bases 92 to 3706 code for a protein of 1204 amino acids. Lineage: Eukaryota; Metazoa; Arthropoda; Insecta; Coleoptera; Staphylinidae. Gene Ontology annotation, cellular component: chromosome; mitotic cohesin complex. Gene Ontology annotation, molecular function: protein binding; double-stranded DNA binding; ATP binding. Gene Ontology annotation, biological process: mitotic sister chromatid cohesion.